Molecule: messenger RNA, 2047 nt
Organism: Acanthochromis polyacanthus (spiny chromis)
Lineage: Eukaryota; Metazoa; Chordata; Actinopteri; Pomacentridae
Exons: 5
Coding region: 440-2047 (535 amino acids)
Molecular function (GO): nucleic acid binding; zinc ion binding
Source: RefSeq, a predicted model, not a curated record
CUUGACACGGGGUUAUUGAUCAAUUUCAUCCUAGGAUGGAAAAGCUGAAUGCGUCACCUUGGGCUGUUAAGAAGAUCAACAGUAAAUGUGCAGCCAAACAGGUGGCUGUUUACCAGCAGCGCCUCAAUGAGGAGGCGGAAGUCCUGAAGGGAAUCAAUCACCCAAACAUUGUUGUAGCAGCCGGAGCGGAGGAUAAAAAGUCGGGCAGACAGAGAUGAGAGGAGCAGCGGAGAGACAGUGGAAGCUGCGUGGACUGAGUGACAGCGGAGGCUGCGUGGACUGGGUGACAGCGGAGGCUGCGUACCGGACUGUGGUAUACAUUGAAUCGUGAAGUAAUAAACAAUAUUCCCUCGACAACCAAGGCGUGUGUGUGUAUUGAGUGGACCCACGGACAGCGAACUUGUCACAUUGGCGCCCAACCGGCACUUGAUACACGGGGAUGUCUGCGCCUCCGGCGGAGCCGGUGCAGCCCGUGGCUGUGCUGGCCCAGAUGCUCCGGGACUUGGCGGCAAUGCACGCCGACCAGGCAGCGGCGAAUCGGCGGCACCUGGAGGCGCUGCACCAACAGACGGAGAGGCAGACCCGCGUCUUGGAGCAGCUGUUGUCUCGACCGGGGGGAUCGCCGGGCUCCUCCUCCUCCUCCUCCAUCUCCGGGCUGUCUCUGCAAAGGAUGACGGCGGAGGAUGACCCGCAGUCGUUUUUGGACAUGUUCCAGGCCACGGCGGUGGCGUGUGGAUGGCCGCAGGCGGAGUGGGCGGUGCGGCUGCUUCCCCUACUGACGGGGGAGGCCCAGACGGCAGCGAUCAGCCUGCCGGCGGCGGCCCGGAGGAAUUUCGCUGAUGUCAGGAAGGCGGUGCUGGACAGGACGGGCCUCUCGCCUGAGGACCACCGGCGCCGUUUCCGGGGCGCUCGGCUGGGGGCGGGCGACCGCUCGUUUGUGUUUGCCCAGCAGGUGAAGGACGCGGCAACCAGGUGGCUGCUGCCGGGGGAGACCGCGGAGGAGAGUCGGCUUCUGGAGAAGAUUGUGGUGGAGCAGUUCAUCGAGGGUUUGCCAGGGGAGACGAGCAACUGGGUGAGGUAUCAUCGCCCGGCCGAUCUGAGGGCAGCAGUGACGCUGGCCGAGGAUCACCUGGCGGUCCAGUCGGGAGGCCAAGGACGGGCACCUCCCGGAAUGCGACCGACACCAGCGCCACGCAGGAAAACCCUGGCUGCGCUGACAUCGGCGCCACGUUCACUGACGCCUCCGGUUCCGGUGCCCCGUACUAACCUCUCUUUUGCUUCUCUUCCACACCAGGCUCCGGCUGCUGCUGACGCUGUUUCCAACCCACCGGGGGCUCCUCAAACGUCAGGACAGGAGUGCUGGCGGUGUGGGCAGCCUGGCCACUUCCGACGGGAGUGUCCGCUCAUGGAGGUCGGCCAGGUGGUUCGGGUUGCCGGCACGCCAGCACCCUCUCCCGGUCCGGGAAGGACAUACAGCGUUCCGUCUCGGGAUGACACACUGCGCUCAGCUUUCGACCAAGUGAUAAAGAUUGAUGAUUAUACAGAGGCCAACCCGAAGAAGUGCGCGGUUGGACGGAGGGAGGUACGGUAUCUGGGUCACCACUUGGGCGGCGGGCAGGUGCACCCACAGGUGGAUAAGACAGCAGCGAUCGCAGCCUGUCCGCAGCCCAAGUCCAAAAAAGAGGUACGGCGGUUCCUGGGGCUGGCGGGCUACUAUCAGCGGUUCAUACCUAAAUUCUCGGACCUGGCCAGCCCCUUGACCGACCUGACCCGGAAGAGUGCCUCAGAUCCGGUCCAGUGGACGGAGCAGUGCCAGCGGGCGUUUGAGAGAAUAAAGCAGGCCCUCUGUUUCCGUGCCUUUGCCACGGCUAAAGACGGCUCCAAAUGUCUGGCCAUGGAGUACGGAGGAGAGCAAUCCCUCAAUGAUGUGAUAGAGAAGAGGAAGAAGGACAGUCUGAAGGCUUUCCCUGCCGCCAACAUAGAGAAAGUGGCGCUGCAUGUGGCCCGCAGCCUGCAGGUGAUUCAUCUACCUGCUGCCAACGCAUAG